AAUCAGUUGCAGCCUCGUUUUUCAAAAAGCCCGAGCGUUUCAGCUCGCCGUUGCUUCCAAGAAACGGAGAAAACCGGGGAGGUAAAUUACGGUGAUUCAUCGCGGGCAGAUCGGAGGCAGGAAACGAGAGUUUGCUGCCUGCCCCGUGCCCGGCGUGGGCUCGGGCUCGCCGGGGCCUGGCUGGCGGCGAGGGCCUGACGCCCACGGGCCGAGCAUCCCUGCGCCACGGCGGGAGCUGCCGGAGGAGCCACCCGAGGGGAGGAAAAACACCCCGGCCGAGGCCCAGAGCGGGAGCAGGGGGAAUUUUUCAGCUGCGUUUCUCCGGAGUCAUCCGAGGACCGUGACUGGGGGGCCAGAUCCGGGCACCCAAACCGCCACCCUGGGUGGCUCCGGAUAAUUCGGAUGCGGCACCGGAGCUGUUUAACCCCAUCCCGAUCCAGCCUUCACCCCCAAACCCCGCUGCCAUGAAGAAGAAGGCGGGCAACGGGAGGGGGCCGGAUCCUGCAGCCCCCCAGCAGCGAGCGCGGGGCAUCGCCAGGCCAGCGGAGUACGUGGGCUCCUUUGCCGUGGAGGAUUUGGACCUGCAGCAGCAAGUGGGGCGGCUGGAGGAGCAGCUGCAAGCGCUGAAGGACUGCCCCAGGAGGAGGUCAGUGGUGCUGAGGUUCAGCUUGCAGGGGCUGAAGAUCUACGGCGCCGAUGGGGAGACGCUGCUGAUGGCGCACGCUCUCCGCCGGAUCCUGUACAGCACGUGGCGACACGCCGACCGCCAGUUCGCCUUCGUGGCCCGCAAUCCCUGCAGCCCCGCCAGCACCCUCUUCUGCCACCUCUUCGUGGGGCUCCCGGGCGAGGUCCAGACCCUGCACCUCUUGCUCUGCCGCUCCUUCCAGCUCUGCUACCUCCUGGCGCACCCCGAGGAGCAGGCGGGCGAGGGGGACCCCCCGGGGGCCGGGGUGCUGCGGGAGCCGCUCAACCCCGACGAGGUGUCGCGCAACGUCAACGCCCUCGUCUCCUUCCGACGCCUGCCCGCGCCCGCCGGCCUCGGCUCCCUGGGCGCAGGGGAGCAGAGGCCGGAGGCGGAGGGCAGAGCCGGGGCCUGGCGCCCGGGGAACCCCUACUGCUCCCCAAUCUUGGUGCGCAAAAAAGCCAUCCGCAGCAAGGUCCUGCGCUCGGGGGCUUACCGGGACUGCGGGGGCGAGAGCCAGCUCCACCAGCCGCCCCGUGACGCUGCGGCGGCGGGAUGGGAGAGCAAAGGGGCGAGGAGCCUGGCCUUCCUCCCCGAAAACGAGAGCGUCCUCGCCGAGAGCGUGUGGGCCUUCGCCGGCAUCGGCAGGGCCGGCGGGAUCGCGCUGCUGCGGCGCGACGUCCCCGGCGCUUUCCUCCUGCGCCCCGAGCCCGGGCCGGCCAAGCGCUGGUGCCUGUGGGUGCGGGCGCCCUGCGGCGUCAUCCCCUACAGCCUCCUUCGGACCCACCAGGGCCGGUUCUGCGUGGAGGUGAGGGUGCUGCGCGGGCGGUUUGCUGCGGGAGGGCAGAGCCGCGGUUGCGUGGCGCAGCGGGGCCCGGCUGCACCCGGGGAAGCGCCUGCGAGGGGUCUGUGCAUUGGGGUGCGGGUGCGUUCGGUGCAUCUGUGCACGGGUGCGUUGGUGUAUGGGUGCAUUGGCGCAGCGUGCAUUUGGUGCACCUCUGUGUGGACACGUUGGUGCAUGAACGCACUGAUGCGUGCCUGCAUCUGACACACUGCAAGUGCAUUCUGUGCAGACCGGUGCAUUGGUGCAUGGAUGCACCACCAUGGAGGUGCACGGAUGCACAGCUGCAUAGGCAUGCUGGUGCAUCCAUGCAUAUGGUGCGGUGUACAAGCGCAUUUGGUGCACCUGUCCAUGGAUGCGUUGGUGCACGGAUGAACUGAUGUGUACCUGCAUCUGACACACUGUGCAAGUACAUUCAGUCCAUCUCUGCACGGAUGCACUGGUGCGUUGGUGCACAGAUGUACUGGUGCAUAGGCGCACUGGUGCAUCCAUGCAUUUGGCGCAGUGUACAAGCACAUUUGGUGCACCUGUGCACAGAUGCAUUGCUGCGUAAGUGCAUUCACUGCAUCUGUGCACGGAUGAGUUGGUGUAUGGGUGCAUCAGUGCACUGGUGUGUAAGUGCAUUCAGGGCAUCCAUGCAUGGAUGCACCAGCAUGUUGGUGCACAGAUGCACUGGUGCAUAGGCGUGUGGGCGUACUGGUGCAUCCAUGCAUUUGGUGCAUCUCUGCAUGGAUGUGUUGGUGCAUAAAGUGCAUGGAAGCACUGGCAUCUGUGUGCAUCUGACACACUGCGUAAGUGCAUCUGGUGCAACAGUGCAUGGAAGCGCUGGUGUGCACAUGCAUUUGAUGCAGCGUUGCACAGGCGCGCUUGCUUUAGGUUUGCAUUGGUGCGCAGGCGCAUCACACAUGGCUACAAGUGCAUUUGCUUCAUGUGCGCAUGGGUACACAGGGGCAUUUGCUUCAUGGCUGUGCCAGUGCUCAGAUACACCCGUGCACGGCUGCACAGGGGCGUGGGCACAGUCCACCCGUGGGUGCAUCAUCUGUGCACGGCGCCCUGCACGCAGGUACCAACAGGUGCGUGCAACCACCCGUGAUGUGCAGGCGUGCGAGUGUUUUUGAUUCCUGGGUGCAUCCGCCGCGUGUUUGUGGUUGCACCCUUGCGUGGCUCCAGGGGUGCUGGGUGCAUUUGGGCGCGUGGGCAUCCCAGCAAGGCUCACCGGCCGCCCCCCCGCCCCCGGUUGAGCAAGGAGGUGUGGGGGGGGUGCUCACCUCUCUCCCCUCUCCGGCGGCAGCACUCCAACGCCGAGUUCGCCAGCGUGGCCGCCCUCCUGGCUCACUAUUCCGGGGGGACGGGGGGCUGCUUCUGCCGCCUGGCUCCCGGCCGCCGCAACCC
Messenger RNA from Tyto alba (common barn owl), 2915 nucleotides. RefSeq names its product SH2 domain containing 5 (gene SH2D5). Bases 465 to 1730 code for a protein of 421 amino acids. NCBI's taxonomy places the organism in Eukaryota, Metazoa, Chordata, Aves, Strigiformes, Tytonidae. Gene Ontology annotation, cellular component: postsynaptic density. The record is from RefSeq and is a predicted model, not a curated record. The transcript is spliced from 9 exons.